GAGUGAUUUGUUGUGCUUACUUUCACGCUUGACGACCGACAUUCAACUUCUGCCUGGGUUUCGUUCGCCUGCUCGCGGGCUCCAGGUGAAACCGAUCCCUGCCUGCCAAUAGCGUUUCCCUUACCAGUACAAGGUCACUCACAUCCAUCGUUAACCCGUGCGGGCCCAUCAUGGCCUCCGACCCAUUCGCCCAUUCAUCUCUCACCAGCCCUGGGCGAACCCUGAGAAGUGGAUCCACUCCCUCAACUAGCAGUGCCUCCAGUUCCACCGCGGUUCGCAGCUCCGCCCACUCGUUGGACACGCAAUCCUCCACCCCACCACACCCAUAGGCCCGAAGAGCCACCAAGCGUCGUCGCUCCUGGUGGCCCAUCGAAGAGCUUCAACCCGGUCCAACGACCCCGCCCGUGGAAGCCACGCCCACGGACUCCUCGAUGGAAGGGACUAGUCAGGCCAGUACCUGGCGCAAGACCCGAGGUUACGCCCUGGGACCGGAGUUAGGCUCAGCGCCCGUUAAAUGCAUCACCAAUUGCUUAGCUCGCCGUGAUGGCACACACGAUUACUAUAUGGCCCGCAUGUUAGUUUUGCCCACUGAUCGACCCGAGACCCAAGACGAGCGCCAUGGUAAGAUGCUCUUGCACACGGAGCAGGCCCUGUUAGCGCUUUUGGGUGGCGAACGGGGCGUGAUUCGCAUGCACGACCUUGUCAAAGAUACGUACAUGGAGCAACGGAGUCCGAGUCAGUGGGUUCGAUUGAGUCGCAUCACCUUGAUCUUGGAUUGCCUUGUGCCCAAUUUGUACUGUCCAAAUAGUCAGGACUUUGUGAGUCUCCAGCAACACGUGAUCAAGCAGAAGCGCUUAGGAGAGAAAGAGGCCUUAGGGAUCUUUUAUCAUAUUGUGUCCAUCGUGUGUCAGCUCCAUCAGCGCAACGUCAUCCAUCGUGACCUCAAGUUGGGCAAUGUGGUAUUAGAUCGACGAAGCCAAACUGUGAUUUUGACCAACUUUUGUUUGGGCAAACAUUUGAUGAGCGAUCAGGAUCUACUCACGGAUCAACGUGGGUCGCCGGCUUACAUUUCUCCCGAUGUGCUCAGUGGGAAGCCGUACUUAGGCAAACCUUCUGAUGUGUGGGCGUUAGGGGUGGUCCUCUUCACUAUGUUGUAUGGGCAGUUUCCGUUUUAUCACUCCCUUCCGCAGGAGUUGUUCAACAAAAUCAAGAGCGCUAGUUUUAAAUUGCACGGUGAUGUCCGGGUGUCGGAAGAAUGCAAAAGUUUGAUCAAGAAGAUCUUGGUUGUGGAUCCGGCUAAACGGUUAACUGCGCCGCAGUUGUUGCAGGAAAUUGAAUCUGUUAUAUCCGUGUGGCGUUCAAUUUCGCCUUCGGCCAAGGGAUUACAAGUCGUUCCUGAGUUCGUCGAGUCGUCCAAAGUCAAGAAGGAUCAGAAGGACCAAAAGCCGAGUGCGGCUGAAUCGGCCAACGCCGAGAUCUUUUUUAACUUCAUCCACGCCACAGAUCGGACCGAAAUGGAGCUGCCUCGGGGAAAGUUGGCGCGCGGAAGUGAUGCUCCGAAUUCGCGAGGAGCAUUUCCAGUUACACGUACUAAUACAGACGCCCGCGAUCUUACUGACGAUGAGUAUCGCCGAUUUGGACCGCUCAUCAGUCAAAUGCGCCAGAACACCGCUCAUUCUAACUCAUCUACUGGACAGCCUUUAGCCAACACAAGUAACCCUUCGGAAGGCUCGUCCAUACGAGGUAUUGCUCAAAUGGCCUCACCAGUAUUAGUCUCAGAAAACUCGCCCCUCAUCUCCGUAUUAAGGCGGCAAAACCAAUUACGAACUGCACCUCCAGGGCCAAUAACGCCGGCAGCAUCGCCCGUUCCAGGCAUGGAAGAAGUCCAAGCACUAGAUCUUUCCAAUCGACCCACCUCCAUGGGACCCACAGUUAUGCCAACCCAACGAUCUCAUCGAUUGCCCCCAGCCUCCACGCGACGAUAUCCUGCUAAUUCUGCGCCUAUCAACGCCCUCUCCGGGCGGGCUCCGGGACAAAUUCCACUACCUCCAAGCCAUACUAGUGGUAGCGAGACUCAAGGUUUGCGGGGGUUGCGGGCAGCUUUAGACCAGAUGAAUCCAGCGUCUGUGGCUUCUAAUGACACUUUUCGCCAUCGAAAUGGAAGUUCAUCCCGUCAAUCUACAAGCUAGUUGAUCCAACAAGAACGUAUUUUUAUGUUUUGGGAUGGAAAAAAACUUCCCUAACCUUGUUGAUCAGAAAAAGUGUUGUGUAGUUGUUGUUCCUUCAAACAGAGACCGAAGUUGAAAUUUGGUUCAAUUCAAUUGAAAGAUUCAAUUGUGGUUGAAAGAAGAUUGGUAUAUUAUUACUUAUUUUCUCACAAACAAACAGUGGCACACAGAUCAUCAUUGAAUAC
This is a messenger RNA of Tigriopus californicus, 2413 nucleotides long. Its product is annotated as serine/threonine-protein kinase 40-like. Gene Ontology annotation, biological process: protein phosphorylation. Gene Ontology annotation, molecular function: protein kinase activity; ATP binding. The transcript has a single exon. The coding region runs from base 432 to 2189 and encodes 585 amino acids. NCBI's taxonomy places the organism in Eukaryota, Metazoa, Arthropoda, Copepoda, Harpacticoida, Harpacticidae. The record is from RefSeq and is a predicted model, not a curated record.